GGAGUAAAGGGCUUGUUAUAGAAGAAAACUCUUCACAAAAAUAACAGUGCUUUCUUUUUUGCAACAGCUACUUGGAGCAGAAGAACAGAAAACUGAGCCGGUUUCCUCAGCGCAUUUCACUCAAUCCCAAGCCUGCAAUGAUGCACGCUCACCUGAAGCAGGGGGAGAAAUCUGUAAAGGUCACUAAAUACAUAAAAGCGCAUCCCCAUUGUUCCAUUACUCAGCAGCCCAUCCGGCCAAGGUCAGAGCUCGCUGCCCACCGAGGACACGGCAACCAGCAGGGCCCUUUCUCCCACUCUCCAGCACGGACCUGCGAAGCCAGAGAGGAGUUUACAGAGACCGGGAGCCGGCGGGACGGGACGGGCGCCCGGCCCGACCUUCCAAAGCUGGCGGCAGCGAGGGCGUGGAGGGCCACGGCCCCGCUCCGCCUCCUGCGCCGCCUGCCCGGGGCCGCCCCGCCGGGAUUGGCGCGGUUUCGGGGGCUGCAGCCCUGUUCCGACGCCGCUCGCCCGCCCCUCGCACUUCCUUCGCUCGGCAGCCGCGUCCUUCCGCCGCCCCCGGCACCCAGCGGCGAGAGGCAGGGCGCUGGCUCGGGGGGUGCAGUACCGCCCUGUGGCCACAGGGGGGCAGACUUACCAGGGUGUGCUAUUUUCUCCGCCUUUUUGGCCGCCAUUUUGAGAAGGUCAAGCGAGUCCGAGACACCCGCGACACGCCACUCCCAACACGGCGGCCUCUCGGCUGCCUGUCGGCUCACAGCUGCAGUACCGCGCUCUGCCCACAAGGAGGCAGCACUGCCGCCCGCCCCAGACGGGGGCGCAGCGCGCCUCGGGGCUGCGGGCAGCGAAGGCGGCAAAAAAGAACAGGAGCGACCCCAGACAAAAACUGCUCUGAAAUAAAUGCCAAAAACCUGCCUCUUAUCGAGCAAGAGCCAAACAAGCCCCCUUGAUUUAAAGCCAUGUUUAAAUAAAAGUUUUAUUUCUAUUUUUCAUAUUUAUAGUCACACGCAUAUUUAUA
This is a messenger RNA of Zonotrichia leucophrys gambelii, 1014 nucleotides long. RefSeq lists its product as uncharacterized. The record is from RefSeq and is a predicted model, not a curated record. The transcript is spliced from 2 exons. The coding region runs from base 138 to 896 and encodes 252 amino acids. NCBI's taxonomy places the organism in Eukaryota, Metazoa, Chordata, Aves, Passeriformes, Passerellidae.